Zootoca vivipara (common lizard) is the source of this 3867-nucleotide messenger RNA. The record is from RefSeq and is a predicted model, not a curated record. NCBI's taxonomy places the organism in Eukaryota, Metazoa, Chordata, Lepidosauria, Squamata, Lacertidae.
GGAGCGAGGAGGAGAAAGGGAAGCUCCGAGGCAGCUCCGUCCCCCUUUCUUUCCCCCCUGGCGGGGGACGCCGGAGGCGGAUUUCCAUAAGUAACAAAAGUACAUUCAGUGUCUCUGCUUUCAAAUCGUAGAAUCUUCCAUACAGUUACGCUCUGAAUUGCUGAAUUGCAGUGCACAAGAAUAGGGUUCUUCAUUGUUCUGGGAGAGCUGAACUACAGUUAGAAAUUGUCCACACCACUUCUGCAACAAUUGUACCUGUUACAGUCCUGACCCCAGCACAGUCCUUAUGGAAUCAUCUUUGCCUCUCUCCACUCCACAGCAGAAUACAACCUCUGAGCUGGAGAGCAGUACCAUUCAGAAGCAGAGGAAAGAACUUCAGCUGCUAAUUGUGGAGCUGAAAGAUCGUGAUAAGGAGCUCAAUGAUAUGGUUGCAGUGCACCAGAGGCAGCUGCUGGCUUGGGAUGAUGAUCGUCAAAAAAUACUGACGCUGGCAGAACGGUGCAGCAAAUUGGAGAAUGAGCUGCACAAGAGAAAUGAGAUGAUUAGCACACUUACUAGAAGGCUAAAGUACCUUGAAUCCCAGCAAAACGACCGCAAGAUAACACUUGAGAAUACUCAGCAGAAGCUCCAGGAACUCUCUCGGAAAGCCUCUGACACAUCACUUCACUGCCAGGCCCUUGAGGAGAAAAAUCAAACCCUCAAUUGCUCAGUGAUGGAGCUGUCCAAUAAAGUAGGACAGCUGCAAGCCAGAGAGCAGGAACUGCUUACUAUGUUAAAGUUAAAGGAUAAUGACAUACUUGAAGCAACGAAUCAUAUUACUGAAUUUACAUGUAAAUUUAAAAAAUUAGAAAAUGCUCUGCGUGCAGCAAAGAUGGAGGAGUCAAGCGUCAAUAGGGAAAAGCAGGAUUUUAAACUCAGGCUGAAGGAACUUAUGUUGGAAACAAGCAAAUUAAAAGGUGACCUCAGUGAGAAAACAAAAGAAAACAAUGAGCAGAGGGAGGAAAUCAUACGCCUCAAACAAGAAAACAGUUAUUUGAACAAUGAAUUGAUGCUUAUUGCUGAGAGAGCAAACAGAAAAGACCAGCUGCUUCAUUCUGCUAAAUCUAAACAACUGCGAACUGAUACAGAACUUAGCAGUUUGCGACAGAUCUAUGUGAAGCAGCAACGAGAUCUGCAGUUUCUGAAUUUCAACUUGGAGAGUUCCCAGGAAACAAAGCAGAAACAUAAGACACAGGCACACGAGGCCAGCACAGAGAUAGUUUUGUCAGAUCCUGGAAGCAGCGGCAACAAAGACACAGUGUGUAGCGAAGCCCAUCAGAAGAUACACACCCGGUUCGUGCAUUCUCCCAGCUGUAGUUCAAAAAAUAUCUGCGAAGCACACAGAGCCGAGAAUAGGCAGCAAAAGGGCCCUGAGGAGAGACAGCCAGCAAGCUUGGAUCAGUUUCAGGAAGGGCUGUUUUAUGGGCAAAGAACUAUGCAUAGGGAAGAGCUGGAUCAGAGUGGUUCCUUGAGUUCUGGGGAGACAGACAGCAGACCUACCUCCCAGUCAGACAGCAUGUGGAAGGCAGAAGGCAGGGAAGUGGCCCGGGCACCAGAGCAAAGCUAUGUGUCAUCUUUACCAAUUCAUGAGCAUUGGCUUGAACUAAAUUGCCACACCGAUCCCGCAAACUGCCAGAGUCAUGUGUUGAAGCUGUCAGACAAAUCCAGUGAGGAUUGUAAGGAUAAGGAGAUGGGCACAGGUGGGCUGAGUCCUAGCAAGUCUCCUAGUCCAUUUAAAGGACUGGAAUCAGGGUACUGCUCCCGCAGCUCCAUAAACAAAGUCACACUGUACCAGCCUGUAAGUGACCAGCGGUGGAUGCAGAUUUUCAAGCCUGUGAAGGGAGAAGCAGGUUCAUGGCAUGGAGCUUUUCCCAACGGUCCUCAGGCUGCGAUUAGAAGCGGCAAGUCGAAAAGUGACCAUGAUGUGGACCUGCAUUUUUCGGACUUGGGUGCUCCCUGUCUGACAUCCACCCAAAGGACAAGCGGGAGCAAGGGAGACAAUAAGUUGUUAGAAGGAGAGCUGCCUUCGGAGUUCAUGAGCUUAACAGACAUCCAGGCAGCCAACGGAUGCUGCCAUCUCACCAUCCACAAAGAUUCUUGCUCACCCACCAGCAAGUUGCAGCGGCUGCUGGCAGAGUCCCGCCAGAUGGUAGCAGACCUGGAGCUCAGCAACCUGCUUGGUGCCAGCCCUGGCUGCAGUCCCAACAACAGCCUUCAUAUGGCGGGGGAGUAUAGCGAAUCCCUUUGCAAAGGGCGAUUGCCAACCGCAGAGGAAAGCGAGAUGAAGCUCUCCCUUUUUUCUUUAUGACCUCAGGUGUCUCCCAUGUUUUGUCCACAAGAGCAAAGAAAGGCACCCUUUCUUUCGAAGACAAAGAUAAUCAUGGUGUGUUAAACUCAGUGGACAGUCACUACACCUCAGUUCAUUUAAAUCUCUGAAAACCUCUCAAGUGCCAAAGACCUGUGACAAAACGCUGGGAUUCAUUCCCUAAUUUUUAUUUUAAAAAACUAGAAUUAUGCUGAAUGAAUAAAAACGACUUCAUAUGCUCAGAUUAACUGCUAGUAUAUUUUUGGAAGGUUAUUUAAAUAUGUAACUGGUCAUUAAUAGGUGAUUUUAAGAAAAGAAAUAAAUAUGUGUUUGUGGCUUUUCCUUGUUUUUGUACAGAAAUUUUCCAUUUACCGUAUGACUAAAGCGUUCAUUUAUGCUCAGUGUUUUUAACGCCAAAAUCUUUCCUCCCUUAUAUGAAGUAUUUCUAACUAAGGUCACAUCCACAUCAUACAUUUAAAGGACAUUUAACACACAUAGCUUCUCUCAAAGAAUCCCAGGAACUAUAGUAUGUUGAGGGUGCCUGGAAUUAUAGCUCAGGGAAUGUGAAACUACAGGUCCUUCGUUGUGUUUUAAGUGUUUGGUGUGGGUGUAACAAUUAAAUAGUAACAAAGGAACGCUUUAUAAAGUUGUUGGAAUACAUUUUAUAUGUACAGUAUGUCAUCCACAAUGUGGAGGAAAUAUUUUAGCCACAAUCCAGGAGGAAGUUCUCUGACACAAAGCUAGGGCUGCCGUAUAUCCAGAUUUUCCUGGACAUUGCUGGGAUUUCAAAGGCGGCAUUGACGUCUGGGGGGAAUUUCCAAAAGGCAGUACUUUGUCCUGGAUCUUAGGCAAGUCAAUUGAAAAAAUUGUGUUUUUGUAAAAGGUUCAACAGCAAUUUAGGGGGUUUCCUAAAAAAAAAAGCUUUUUGAAAUAUGGCAACCCUACACAAAGCUCCACUGAAACCGACAUGACUGACCUGUAGACUUCAAUGGGUUUUGCUCAAGGGAACCUCUUGCCGGAUUAUGCAUGUUUGCUGCUGCUUCUUUUAAUAUGAUUUUUAUUAAAUUUCCUGUAUUACUAUUUCAGAUAAACAUUUUACAUACGAUAUUAGUGACUUCCCUUCUUCUCUUUCCAUGGUUCACUUUGCAUAUCUUAUAUCCCUGCAUAUUUUACAAAAACUAUACCAAUUGGUUUUCCAUUAUUACAUCCAUCAAAAUUAUUUACACUGUUGAAUUUAUCUUAAUGCUGCCAGCGCUUUCAGCUGUACACAAUUAUUUUCCAUAUACAGUAUUCAAUAAACGUUUUCCAGUCUUCUUUAAACAUAUGUUCUUCUUGUUCUCUUGUUCUAUAUGUUAAGUCUGCAAGUUGUGCAUAUUCUGUCAACUUAAGUUGCCAAUCUUCUUUGGUUGGGACCUUGCUCAUUUUCCAUUUUUGGGCUAAUAAAACAUGGGCCGCAGUUGUUGCAUACAUAAAUAACCUUUUCUGACACUUGGGAAUUUCAGACUGAAUUAUCCCCAACAGAA